CCUGCCACGGGCGGCUCCCGCGAGCGAGGGCUAAGUUAUGUGGGGCAGCUGUCAGCCGGCGCCCAGGGUGGGGCCUAUUUAGCUGGUAGGGGCUCCAGGCGGGGACCCUGAGCUGGUCUCUGCCCCCAGGGCUGCCGCCCCGCCGGCCCCACGGCUCCGAGUGGCCCUCGUGGGCCCCUCAGUACCACUAUGAUGACCGAGGAGCACACAGACCUGGAGGCCCAGAUGGUCAAGGACAUCCACUUCAAGGAGAUCGACCUGGUGAAUCGGGACCCCAAGAACAUCAAUGAGGACAUUGUCAAGGUGGAUUUCGAAGAUGUGAUUGCAGAGCCCGUGGGCACCUACAGCUUUGACGGGGUGUGGAAGGUGAGCUACACCACCUUCACCGUCUCCAAGUACUGGUGCUACCGGCUGCUGUCCACGCUGCUGGGGGUCCCACUGGCCCUGCUCUGGGGCUUCCUGUUCGCCUGCAUCUCCUUCUGCCACAUCUGGGCGGUGGUGCCAUGCAUCAAGAGUUACCUGAUCGAGAUCCAGUGCAUCAGCCACAUCUACUCGCUCUGCAUCCGCACUUUCUGUAACCCGCUCUUCGCCGCGCUGGGCCAGAUGUGCAGCAGCGUGAAGGUCCUGUUGCGGAAGGAGGGUUGAGGCAGGUGGAGACCCAGCCCCGCACCAUGUCCCCUUCCUGCCCCCCUUCUCUGCAGGGACUGCUCCCUUCCACCUAAGAUGGGGACACCUUGUACAGGGAAGCCAGGGAGAACAGAUAGCCCUCCCUCCCUCCUCACUCCACCCUCACACCCCAGGCAGCCGGGCGGGCUUGGUUAAGAGGCAGCUACUGCAAGUCUUUGUGUCCACUUGCACUGUGAUGAUCCCAAGCAGCCCAGGAUUCCUCAGGGGCAGCCUGCCCACGUGUGCCAGGAAAGCCCCUGGUGACUGCCAAUGAGAGAGGGCAGCAGCAAUAAAGGU
Molecule: messenger RNA, 963 nt
Organism: Ochotona princeps (American pika)
Lineage: Eukaryota; Metazoa; Chordata; Mammalia; Lagomorpha; Ochotonidae
Gene: CAV3
Product: caveolin 3
Exons: 2
Coding region: 190-645 (151 amino acids)
Biological process (GO): caveola assembly; regulation of membrane depolarization during cardiac muscle cell action potential
Cellular component (GO): caveola
Molecular function (GO): molecular adaptor activity; transmembrane transporter binding; connexin binding
Source: RefSeq, a predicted model, not a curated record